CAGAUAGAUAGAUAUAUAGAAAUCUAGACGGCCCGAAUUGGUUUCAGCUUGGUUGUGGUACAGUUAUCAUACAGUUGUCAACAUGAAAGUUCUGAUUUUCCUCACUUUGAUCUGCGCUGCAGCUUCUCGCUCCUCUCUUCUCAAGACUGUUGUGAAAAGAUCACCUAUUCGUUCUCCUCUAGCUACUGAGUCCAUAAACCAAGUGACAGCUCCCUUAUCCUUCCCUUUCUAUACCUACCCUUACACCAGCUCUAUAUACAAACCCUACCCUCAGUACCCGAUCAACUAUCCAUACUUCACCCACCAGGGCCUGGUGUACCAACCUUCUCUGACCCUCACACAUCCUGUUGUACGACUAGGCAGCCAGUACCCACGUGCUUUACAAUCCGUUUCUGCUGUACAACCCAUCUCUGUUGUACAACCCAUCUCUGUUGUACAACCCAUAACUGGUGUACAACAGACUGUUGCACAGCCUGCAUUGGAACAAGUUGUAACAAGUCCUGAGCGUACAGUUACCAAGGGUGAUGAAGAGGCGGCAGCCUUAGCACUUUAAUCAUCAAUCAAUCAAUCAAAAUCAAGAAAUCUUUCCACUUUAAAGCAGCUAUAUUACAUAUUGAAGAAUGAAUCCCUGUGAUUUUGUGAUUUAUUAGAUCUAUUUAUUAAACCAUAACAGUUCA
This is a messenger RNA of Eurytemora carolleeae, 677 nucleotides long. RefSeq lists its product as uncharacterized. The record is from RefSeq and is a predicted model, not a curated record. NCBI's taxonomy places the organism in Eukaryota, Metazoa, Arthropoda, Copepoda, Calanoida, Temoridae. The transcript has 5 exons. The coding region runs from base 83 to 553 and encodes 156 amino acids.